AGUUGGAUCCGCGGGUCGAACGAUUUCAGGCCGGCCCGGUUCGGCAAUUCGGGGAACCAAAAGGCAACGGGCGACGGCCGGGCACCAAUCGACCGCGAGGCGAGACCCGAGAGACGCUGAAUGGAAGCUGCCGACGUCGUCGCAGAAGAGCUCCUCUGUGUCGAAGCAGAGCUCCAGGACGUCCAAGGUCAGAUCCAAGCAUUGCUUGAUCGCCAAGUAAAGUUGUGUGAAAGACAAUCUGAGUUGAAGGCCUUGUUGGAAGAAUGUGAAGCAUCCCAAGAUGCAGUACAUGACAACAGAACAGCUUCUACUGAUGAUUGGUCUGCUAAUUUUGAAUGGGAUUCCAGAGCUGAAGACGUUGGGUUCAAUGUUUUUGGCAUUACAUCUUAUCGAGCAAAUCAAAGAGAGAUUAUAAAUGCUGUCAUGAGUGGCAGAGAUGUUUUGGUUAUAAUGGCUGCAGGAGGUGGCAAGAGCCUUUGUUAUCAACUUCCAGCUCUACUUCGUGAUGGGGUUUCUUUGGUUGUUAGUCCCUUACUUUCUCUUAUUCAAGAUCAGGUUUUAGGACUCACUACUUUAGGUGUUUCUGCCUACAUGUUAACUUCAACUACUAGCAAAGAGAAUGAGAAACUUAUCUACAAUGCCCUUGAUAAGGGAGAAAUUGAACUAAAAUUAUUGUAUGUAACUCCUGAAAAAAUUUCGAAAAGCAAGAGAUUUAUGUCAAAACUCGAAAAGUGCCAUCGUGCUGGACGCCUUUCCCUCAUAGCAAUAGAUGAGGCACAUUGCUGUAGUCAAUGGGGCCAUGAUUUUCGACCUGAUUACAAGAAUUUGGGAAUCUUGAAAAUUCAAUUUGCCAAUGUUCCUUUGAUUGCUUUAACUGCAACUGCUACUUAUAGGGUUCAAGUAGAUCUGAUGGAUAUGCUGCACAUUCCAAAAUGUGUUAAGUUUGUCAGUACAGUAAACAGACCCAAUCUCUUUUACAGGGUAAGAGAGAAAUCAUCAGUUGGGAAAGUAGUCAUUGAUGAAAUUGCAGAUUUUAUACGAGGUACAUAUUCAAAGAAUGACUCUGGGAUAGUAUAUUGCUUCUCUAGAAAGGAAUGCGAGCAGGUUGCAAAGGAAUUACGAGGAUGUGGAAUUUCAGCAGAUCACUACCAUGCUGAUAUGGAUGUAAUUGCUCGUGAAAAAGUUCAUCUGCGUUGGAGUACAAACAAACUGCAGGUCAUUGUUGCCAAGGUAGCUUUUGGAAUGGGCAUUAAUAAGCCAGAUGUGAGGUUUGUUGUUCAUCAUAGCCUCAGUAAAUCCAUGGAGACAUACUAUCAGGAGAGUGGUCGAGCUGGGAGAGAUGGUCUUCCUUCUGAUUGUGUUCUAUAUUAUCGGUCAGGCGAUGUCCCUCGUCAGAGUUCCAUGGUCUUUUAUGAGAAUACUGGGUUGCAGAAUCUCUACGACAUUGUACGAUAUUGUCAGUCUAGAAAAAAUUGCCGCCGUGGAGCUUUUUUUCGGCAUUUUGCAGAACCUCCAAAAGAUUGCAAUGGAAUGUGUGAUAACUGUGCCCACGAAACUGAGGUUAAAGAAUUGGACGCAUCCAAUCAUGCUAAGUUGAUUGUUUCAUUGUUACAUGAAUUGCAAGAAAAUGACCAGAGAGCAACAAUGUUGCAACUGGUGGAGAGGUUCAAAGUGAAGAUCAGGGAAUUGGGUACUUCCAGUCCAGCUCCUGAUCUCAAGAAGGAAGAAAUCGAGCAGAUGAUUGUUCAGCUUUUGUUAGAUCAUGUGUUGAAAGAAGAAUUUCAGCAUACAGCAUAUGCAACAAAUUCCUACCUCGCAUUAGGAUCAUUGUGGAAGUUGGUUUCGCAAGGAAAGAAGCAAGUUAUACUUGAGAUUAGUACUAGACAACAUGCUAUUGGCAUGCCAAAAAAUGCUAAGCGCACCCGAAUGUCUCAAUUGGAACUCAAGCUUGAUGAGCUGCGAAAAGAACUCUCCUCAAGUAAUACAGGAGUUUUACCUCAUGCUAUUCUAUCUUCCCAACAGAUCAGCACACUGGGUGCCCAGAAACCAACUUCCUUGGCAUAUCUAGAAAAGUUAAUCGGCAAAGUUAAGACCGAAAAGUACGGCGAGAGAAUUAUUGAUUUAAUUCAGGAGUACCUGAAGUCAGAGCAGGGUAAUGAUGGUGCUACUGGUACAGCCAAAGACACUACACAGGAACGCAGCAAAAAACAGAAGAAUAAACAAGUUGUUCUUGUUGAAAGCAGUGAAGAUGACCAAUGAAACAAGAUGUUGCGAGUAUAUUAAUGUAAUUCCUUGUCUUAUUUGCUGACUAGGAAGUAUAUAUAGUCUUAGCUUUUUAUCGAUGUGGUACUCGUAUAAAUUCGAUGCAUGACUUCAGUCUAUUUAUACAAGUCUACAGAAUAAAGAUUCUGCGUU
This is a messenger RNA of Zingiber officinale, 2415 nucleotides long. RefSeq names its product ATP-dependent DNA helicase Q-like 2. Gene Ontology annotation, cellular component: mediator complex; chromosome; cytoplasm. The coding region runs from base 121 to 2259 and encodes 712 amino acids. Gene Ontology annotation, biological process: double-strand break repair via homologous recombination. The record is from RefSeq and is a predicted model, not a curated record. The transcript is spliced from 20 exons. Gene Ontology annotation, molecular function: nucleic acid binding; ATP binding; four-way junction helicase activity. Lineage: Eukaryota; Viridiplantae; Streptophyta; Magnoliopsida; Zingiberales; Zingiberaceae.